Messenger RNA from Glycine soja, 3413 nucleotides. RefSeq lists its product as uncharacterized. The transcript has 6 exons. Gene Ontology annotation, molecular function: GTPase activator activity. The record is from RefSeq and is a predicted model, not a curated record. Lineage: Eukaryota; Viridiplantae; Streptophyta; Magnoliopsida; Fabales; Fabaceae. The coding region runs from base 527 to 3253 and encodes 908 amino acids. Gene Ontology annotation, biological process: activation of GTPase activity.
GCAGAUAAUAGGCAUGGAGGCCAACCUGCCAUCCUCGAUCAUAAGAAGGUGACAAAACAUUGGCAAUUUUCACCCCCCACAACACGAUAAGCCAUGUGAUAAAUUACAUUAUAUUCUGUCAAUUUAUUUAUAAAGACAAGAAAAAAAAAAAAAAAAGAGAAAAAGACCACAAAAAUGGUGUAGAAAUUUUGCAGAAUAAGACAACUCACCAUACCUUCCGUCUCAGCAGGUCAAGCACAAUCACACCAACAACACCAUUACUGCCUUUUUCUUUUUAUCCUUCUUCCUCUUUUUCUCUACACAAACAAACUUAUUAUUCUCUCUCUUAAGCAGCCAAUACAUACUCACACACACACAGUAACAUGCAACUGUGCAAAUCAUUGGGUUUCUCUGCACAAAACCACCCCACCCCAAUUCAUUUCACAUCAUAAAUUCACCUCCUUUCUCCACUCUCCAUACUCAAUUUGAAAGUUCGCGUCUUUCUGGAUUUUCGCUGCGUUUUACCAUCUGGGGUUGCCGCCCGAUCAUGCCUCCGGCGCUGUCGGAUCCGCUGUCGGUGACUCCGGCAAGCUCCGACGCUGUUCUGCAGCGAUCGGCGCCGCCGGAGAAUCGGCGAUUCGGUGAUCUUAGAGGGUUGCAGUGGCGGAUAAAUCUUGGGGUGCUGCCGUCUUCGUCUUCGACUUCAAUUGAUGAUCUUCGUCGAGUCACCGCGAAUUGUAGAAGAAGGUAUGCUAGCUUGAGAAGGCGCCUUCUGGUUGAACCACAUGUUCCAAAGGAUGGAGCUAAUUCACGCAAUCUUGUCAUUGACAAUCCACUUUCACAGAAUCCAGAUAGUACAUGGGGUCGCUUUUUCCGCAAUGCAGAGUUGGAGAGAAUGGUUGAUCAGGAUUUAUCACGUUUAUACCCAGAACAUGGCAGUUAUUUUCAGACUCCAGGAUGCCAAAGCAUGUUGAGACGAAUUUUAUUACUGUGGUGUCUCAGGCACCCAGAAUGUGGUUAUAGACAAGGAAUGCAUGAAUUACUUGCUCCUCUGCUUUAUGUUCUCCAAGUUGAUUUGGAGCAUCUUUCGGAAGUUCGGAAGCUUUACGAAGAUCACUUUACAGACAGAUUUGACGGCCUUUUAUAUCAAGAGAAUGAUCUUUCUUACAGCUUUGAUUUUAAAAAAUCUCCAGAAUUGAUGGAGGAUGAAUUUGGUUCUCAUGGAAAUGCUGUGAAAGUCAAUAGUCUUGAGGAACUUGAUCCUGAGAUACAGACCAUUGUAUUACUAAGUGAUGCUUAUGGAGCUGAAGGUGAACUGGGCAUUGUUUUAUCUGAGAAAUUCGUGGAGCAUGACGCAUACUGUAUGUUUGAUGCUUUGAUGAGUGGGGCCCAUGGUUCAGUUGCAAUGGCCGAUUUCUUCUCUUCAUCCCCUGUAUCUGGGUCCCAUAGUGGCGUGCCUCCUGUGAUUGAGGCUUCGGCUGCAUUGUAUUAUUUGUUGUCUCUUGUAGAUUCAUCUCUCCACAGCCAUCUUUUUGAACUUGGGGUUGAACCUCAGUACUUUUCUCUUCGAUGGUUGCGAGUUUUAUUUGGACGAGAAUUUUCACUUGCCAACCUCUUGAUCAUAUGGGAUGAGAUCUUUGCAUCAGAGAAUAGCAGCUUGGAAAAAGGUGCUGAUGACUGUGAGUUCAGGAUCUUAAGUUCACCUCGUGGAGCAUUUAUCUCAGCUAUGGCAGUAGCUAUGUUACUUCAUUUAAGAUCUUCACUACUUGCAACUGAAAACCCUACAAGGUGUCUUCAGAGAUUACUAAACUUUCCUGAAGACAUUAAUAUUGAAAAACUACUAGAGAAGGCUAAAUCCUUGCAGGCUUUGGCACUGAGUGUUGAUAUUUCAUCAUCGUCACUUUUGUUUCUUGGAUUUCAUUACCAAAGUAAAUCUAUAUAUACUACAUCUGUGACCCUUCCAUCUGAAUCCGUGUCUCCGAAAACUCCACUGAAUUUGUUACCCGAUAGCUAUUGGGAAGAGAAGUGGAGGGUUGCCCACAAGGCUGAAGAACUUAGGCAAGAUAGUCUAGAAAAGCAGGUUCCCACUCGGAAAAAGGGAUGGACGGAAAAGGUAAAAUUCAGUUUGAGACGAGCAAAAUCUGACCCUCCUUUGUCAAGGAUUCAGAGUGGCAAACAUUUUAGGCGCAGUUUGUUGGAAGAUCUUCGCAAGGCACUCGGCUCAGAGGAAGAUGCAGAGAAAAUGCAGCCAGAUGAAACACUACGGCAGCAUGAUAAUCCUUCUGAAGCAGUUGAAGUACAACAAGAAGAUAGUGUCUGUAGUGGUGACAGCAAUUACUUGUCUGAUGAUAGAUCUCCAAGUGGAAAUUCUGGCAGUGAGGAAGACUUGUCUAUAUAUUCUGACCCGACUAGUCCCCAGAAUGAGGUCAAUGAUCAUGAAAUUACCUCAGCGAAAAGUAGUGUUACAUCUAAUUCAUCCCUAGACGAAUGCAAUGAAACUUCAGGUACCAGUUCACCAUUUCCAAUCUCCGAUCCUCCUGAGAACAUUUCUCAGACAUCACAGUGCAAUACAGAAAAUUAUGAAUGCAGUGAAACAUCACAUACCAGUCCCAAUGAUCCACACCUUCUAAUCUCCGAUCUUCCCGAGAACAUUUCUCAGACAUCACAGUGCAAUACAGAAAAUUCUGAAUGCAAUGAAACUUCACAUACCAGUCCCAAUGAUCCACCCCUUCUAAUCUCCAAUCCUCCCAAGAACAUUUCUCAGACAUCACAGUGCAAUACAGAAAAUUCUGAAUGCAAUGAAACUUCAGUUAUCUGUCCCAAUGAUCCACUCCUUCCAAUCUCUGAUCCUCCAAAGAACAAACCUCCGACAUCAGGGUGCAAUAGCUUUGAGGAAGCAGGAAAUACAGUCAAUCCUCCUAAAGACAAAAAACAGAAUAAGUUGCAGUGGUUUUGGCCGUUUGGACGGAAUAAUGUUGAAGUGAUCUCCGAGAAAGCAGCAGGUGCUGCUGAAGCCGCCAACCGGGGUAGCAUUCAAAAAAAUACUCCACAACCAGCCUCAUCUGCAGUUAAUGAGCCUUGUAGUUCUGUUAGUUGCAGUGGAGAAUCUGUUGACAAGAAUGUGAUGGGCACUUUGAAGAAUAUUGGACAGUCUAUGCUUGACCAUAUUCAGAUAAUUGAAUCUGUUUUCCAACAAGACCGCAAAGGCCAAGUUACUGCCAUGACUGCUCUCAAAGAGCUUAGGAAAAUUAGCAAUCUUUUGUCUGAGAUGUGAGGCGAAUCAUGUAUGUAUAUAAAUAUUGUAAUUACAGUUCAUAGUGGCAACAGAAUUAGGUUCUUCUGCUGCUCUUUCUGAACCCCCACCAAAAUUUUGCAGAGAUAUGUGUAAAUAUAUUUAUUCUUGUUACAUAAUAAAGAAACUUAUAUUAUGCCUA